Messenger RNA from Cornus florida, 1195 nucleotides. RefSeq names its product expansin-B18-like. Gene Ontology annotation, biological process: sexual reproduction. Gene Ontology annotation, cellular component: extracellular region. The record is from RefSeq and is a predicted model, not a curated record. The transcript is spliced from 4 exons. Lineage: Eukaryota; Viridiplantae; Streptophyta; Magnoliopsida; Cornales; Cornaceae. The coding region runs from base 48 to 860 and encodes 270 amino acids.
ACACUUUAUCUUUGGGUAGUGACGAGUGAGAGUUUAGCAAUUAAUUAAUGGCCAUUUCAUAUUACUCAUCUUUGUCCCAUUUCUUCUUCCUCUUCUUUUUUUGCUUCUCCAAGUUUUGCUUCUGCUUCAACCCCAAACACUUGAACUUGUCAACUGGGGCAACCCAUUGGUCACCUGCUGGUGCAACUUGGUAUGGCCCUCCCAAUGGUGCUGGAAGUGAUGGAGGAGCUUGUGGGUAUGGAAGCACAGUGUCACAAUCUCCUUUUGCUUCCAUGAUAACAGCAGCAGGCCCUUCUCUUUACAAAUCUGGCGAAGAGUGUGGAGCUUGUUACCAGAUAAAAUGUACCACACACCCAUCUUGUUCCGGCAAGCCAGUGAGGGUGGUCAUAACAGAUUCAUGCCCGGGAGGUCCCUGCUUGACUGAAUCGGCUCAUUUUGAUCUUAGUGGAACUUCAUUUGGUGCCAUGGCAAUUCCCGGCCAAGAAUACAAACUUCGUGAUGCCGGAGUUCUGCAAAUUAGUUAUGCACGUGUUGCAUGUGAUUAUUCAGGAAAGACCAUAGUGUUCCACGUUGAUCAGGGGUCUAAUCCUGAGUACUUGGCGGUGGUGGUGGAAUUCGAAGGAGGAGAUGGUGAUCUUGCUGGUGUUGAUCUGAAGGAGGCGUCGAGAGGGACAGGUGAGUGGAGGGCAAUGCGACGAUCAUGGGGUGCUGUUUGGAAGCUCGACGCCGGUUCAGCAUUACAACCACCACUUUCUAUCAGAUUAAAAUCGCAGUACUCUGGCCAGACCCUAGUGGCAAGUGAUGUGAUACCAUCUGGGUGGAAGCCUGGUGCAACUUAUCGAUCCAUGGUUAACUACUAAUUUAGUAUACACUUCUUAUCUGAUGAUAUGGUUGCUGCUACUUUACUUCCCUCUAUAGCUUUUGUGUUAUAUCAAUGGCUUUAUGUGAUAUAUCAAUGAUUGUGAGCGUGCAUGGUCUUAUUAUAUAUUUUUUUUAAGUAAUAAGAAUAUGUAAGCUAUAGUAUUUAAAUGGUAUUGUUGUCACUCUUCUAUUUUAAGUACAAUAUAAUCGUGGACUGUGAACCCUCUAUUUUUUAUUUUAUUAUUAUUAUUAUUAUUUUUUGGAUGUGAAUGACCAAGCACUUGAACUGCCACUUGAUGAUAUAUAUAUAUGGAUGUUAAUAUGUAGUGAUUGA